AUGAUGCCAGUCUCCAGAGAGGAACUGACAUUGUACGGCGAUAAAGGCAGUUCUUUGAAUCUUUCGUGUUUAUGGGCUAUCUCUGAUGAAGUUGUUUUGGGUGGUGGUGCUCGCGACCUGAGGAAGGAGGAUGGUGUCAACCUUGCUUAG
This is a messenger RNA of Fusarium coffeatum, 150 nucleotides long. RefSeq lists its product as uncharacterized. The transcript has 2 exons. The record is from RefSeq and is a predicted model, not a curated record. Lineage: Eukaryota; Fungi; Ascomycota; Sordariomycetes; Hypocreales; Nectriaceae. Bases 1 to 150 code for a protein of 49 amino acids.